Acaulospora morrowiae is the source of this 951-nucleotide messenger RNA. NCBI's taxonomy places the organism in Eukaryota, Fungi, Glomeromycota, Glomeromycetes, Diversisporales, Acaulosporaceae. The record is from the annotation of a GenBank genome assembly.
AUGACAAAAAGUAAUAGAAAUUGUGUGUCUAUGAAAAGAGAUAGGUUUAGGCCUCAUGAUAAAUAUGGUAAAAAACUGAAGAAAGAAAAUCCUCAAAACGGCCUUUAUCAUUACAAACUCUCCAGACUUCAUAAAAGUGAAGGAAGAAAGGAGAAGGAAUUAUUAAACACGUAUAAAAAUGAAUUACCAACAACAAAGACAUUCCAAUAUUACUCUAAAGAAAAGAAAGAAGAAGAUGUGCCUGAUAUUAUUAAGGACCAAAUAAGCACACUUGAAGACUCUCAGGUGGCAGAAUUCUCUGAUAUUGUUAAUGAAAUAACCGAAGUUGUUUUAAACCAAUGUAUUGAUGGAAAAGAAAUGAACGGUUCACAACUUUAUUCAGAGAGAUAUGAUAAGACAAGUUCAACUACAUUUUAUCUCCCUUAUUAUAUUAUGACACCAAUCACAAAUUUUAAUCAUCAUAUGAAGUACCCUGUGCCGCCUCCAAUCCAACAACUCACACUUUAUUAUGAGCAACCACCAAUCCAGCACUCUAUACCUUAUUAUGAGCACCCGCAAAUCCAGCAAUUUAUAUCUUAUAAUGAACAAUCACUAAUCCAACAUACCGAAUCGCAUAUGGGGCCCCCAAUCCAACAACUCUCACCUUAUUUUGAGCAACCAUUAAUCCAGCACUCCUUACCCUAUUAUGAGCAACCUCAAAUCCAACAAUCCAUAUCUUACGAUAAACAACCAUUAAUUCAACAUACCGAAUUGCAUGUGAAGCCUCCGAUCCAACAACUCCCACCUUAUUAUGAGCAAUCGCUAAUGCAGCACUCUAUACCUUAUUGUGAGCAACCUCAAAUUCAACAAUUCAUAUCUUAUGAUGAACAACCACUAAUUCAACAUACCGAAUUGCAUGUGAAGCCUCCAAUCCAACAACUCCCACCUUAUUAUGAGCAAUUGCUAAUGUAG